This is a messenger RNA of Terrapene triunguis (Three-toed box turtle), 2071 nucleotides long. It is a transcript of the gene IFT46, whose product is annotated as intraflagellar transport 46. The record is from RefSeq and is a predicted model, not a curated record. Gene Ontology annotation, biological process: cilium assembly; intraciliary transport. Gene Ontology annotation, cellular component: centrosome; intraciliary transport particle B; motile cilium. Bases 581 to 1636 code for a protein of 351 amino acids. The transcript has 13 exons. NCBI's taxonomy places the organism in Eukaryota, Metazoa, Chordata, Testudines, Emydidae.
CUCUGAGCCCCCCGCCAGCCCCAGGGGCCUCGGGGGCUGCUGUCUGAUCUGCUCCCUCCCCACCUCUUGUGGGGGCUGGGGAAGGUCUAGAGCCAAUUGCUCUAGAACGUGUCUUUACACAGCUCCCGCCCCCCAGCAGGCGGGCUGACCCCUAGGGAGCGCUGUGCAGGGCCUAGGACAUGGAGCGAGGGCCUGUCCCUGCCCCCCGAGUUUGGUUUAGAUUGAUCUAGAGCACAGACUAGUCCGGGCCCUGUCCAUCUGGAGACUGCGCAUGGUAAGAGCGUUUCUGCCCUGACUGUCUAUCCUGCCCCUGCUUUCUCCAUCCAUGGACCUCAGAGUGAAAACUACCGAUGUAGAGCAAACCUGAUCCCUGCCUUUGCCUUCCCAGAGAGACAAGACACUAGCGGGGCGAGACUGUCGACGUGGUUCUGGGUGAGCCGAUCCGGUCACCGGAAAGCCGUAGAGCUGGGGCUGCGAGCUCUCGCGAGAGUUACUCGCCAAUCUCCAGGGUGACGGUACACACACUGGGCCAGGCGAAGAUGGCGUCCGGGCGGCGGGCAGCGCUCUGAAAGGCCGGGACAUGGCGGAGGCCCUGCAGACCAAAAUAGUCGAAAACCAGCCCUAUGAUGAGAGUCUAGAGAUUAACGACUCAGAAGAGGUUGCCAGUAUCUACACACCAACUCCACGGCAGCUAGGUCCUAGGUCCACACGCCCACAGCUCAAAAAUAUGGCUGAUAACAGCAGUGAUGAGUAUGAUGAAGAAAUAAACAAGGAGAAGAAGGUAGCCCAGUUGGCCCCCCAGCAAGGAUUUAGUGAGAAUGAGGAUGGGGAGGAUGAAGAUGAUUCGUCUGAAACUGACUCGGAUGAUGACGAUGAUGAAGAGGAGCAUGGAGCCCCUCUGGAGGGUGCCUACAACCCUGCAGAUUACGAGUAUCUACCAGUGUCUGCAGAUAUUAAAGAGCUCUUCCAGUAUAUAAGGAGGUACACUCCACAAAUGAUAGAGCUUGAACACAAACUGCAGCCUUUCAUUCCAGACUUCAUUCCAGCUGUUGGGGACAUCGAUGCCUUCUUAAAGGUUCCACGUCCCGAUGGGAAGCCAGAUAACCUUGGCCUGUUGGUACUGGAUGAGCCAUCCACAAAACAGUCAGAUUCCACAGUGCUCUCUCUCUGGUUAACGGAAAACUCCAAACAGCACAACGUUGCACAGCAAAUAAAAGUGAAGAGCUUGGAGAAUGCAGAGAAGAAUCCCAAAGCCAUUGAUAACUGGAUCGAGAGCAUCAGCGAGUUACAUCGCUUCAAACCUCCUGCUACUGUUCACUACACCAGGCCAAUGCCUGAUAUCGAGACUCUGAUGCAGGAAUGGUCCCCAGAAUUUGAGGAGCUUUUGGGAAAGGUAAGCCUUCCAACUGCGGACAUCAACUGUGGCCUGGCUGAGUAUAUUGACAUGAUAUGUGCUAUUCUGGACAUUCCUGUCUAUAAGAGUCGGGUCCAGUCCCUGCACGUCCUCUUCUCGCUGUAUUCAGAGUUCAAGAACUCACAGCAUUUCAAAGCCCUGGCUGAAGGGAGAAAGGUAGGGAGUCCUCCAUCGAAUCCACUCUCACAAGCAGGAGAGACAGAAGUGUUAAGCUUCAGCUAAGAAAAAGACCCUUUCUUCAUGAGCUGGGGCCUGCAUCUAGGAGUAGAGCCUUCGCCUAAGCCAAUCAGCAGAGCAAGGCAAAGCAUUACUGAAACCUCUAUCUUUUCUGUAUGUACUGGCAGAUGGACAGCGUACGACUCAGAUGAAUUAGUAGAGGUUAGAAUUUAGCUCGUGGUGUUUAAUUGUAAAUGCUGCAUGACCCUUUUUCUUUGGCUCAUUCCCAGAGGAUUCAGCAUUAAACAAGUGCUUGCGAGUGGGAGUACCUCAGCAAGGGUAACAAUGUCUUUGGUACCUGAAAUCAGCUUGGGCGGAGCAUCUCCUUAAUGACAUAACCCUCACUCUGCUCAUGCAGCUGUUUGGACUCAUAAGAACGGCCGUACUGGGUCAGACCAAAGGUCCAUCUAGCCCAGUAUCCUGUCUACCGACAGUGGCCAA